This is a messenger RNA of Culex pipiens pallens (northern house mosquito), 980 nucleotides long. RefSeq names its product viral IAP-associated factor homolog (gene viaf). The transcript is spliced from 2 exons. The record is from RefSeq and is a predicted model, not a curated record. Gene Ontology annotation, biological process: protein folding. NCBI's taxonomy places the organism in Eukaryota, Metazoa, Arthropoda, Insecta, Diptera, Culicidae. The coding region runs from base 199 to 900 and encodes 233 amino acids. Gene Ontology annotation, cellular component: cytoplasm.
UAGUCUGACUUUUCUUUCUUCGCAUGACUAAACUGCAUGCGCUCGGCACUCCUCUCAAGAUCCAAAUUAGUUGGAUUGAAUUUACUGUUAACUGUGAAUUGAACUUACUGCUAAAUAGUGAAAUAUCAAGUAUUUCAGUUGUACUUAACUAGAAUAGUUGUGUUUGGUUUAGUUACAUCCCCAAAACCUCGACUCAAAAUGCAGGACCCCAACGAAGACACCGAGUGGAACGAUGUCCUCCGCGCCAAGGGAAUCCUUCCGCCGAAGCCAAAAGAGGCGGAAAUCACCGAGGAUGACAUUAUCGGCAUGAUUGAGAACACGAUCGAGCAGAAGGCGAACGGCGGCAAAGACAUGUCCAAGAUGGGCCUGGACGAACUGGACGAGCUGGAAGAUUCCGAGGACGAAGCCGUGCUGGAGGAGUACCGUCGCAAGCGGAUAGCCGAGCUGCAGCAGCUGGCCCGGAAGGCCAAGUUCGGUUCGUUGCUGGAGAUUUCCGGCCAGGACUACGUGAACGAGGUGACCAAGGCCGGCGAAGGAAUCUACGUCGUGCUGCACCUGUACAGCCGAGGAGUUCCGUUCUGUUCGCUGGUCAAUCAGCAUCUGUCCCAGCUGGCGCCCCGUUUUCCGGCGACCAAGUUUGUCCGGGCCAUCGCCACGACCUGCAUUCCGAACUACCCGGAGCGGAACCUGCCGACGAUCUUCAUCUACUACGAGGGCCAGCUGCGGAAGCAGUUUGUGGGGAUGAUCGAACUGGGCGGCACGAAUCUGACCUGCGACGAGCUGGAGUACAUGCUGGGCCAGACGAAGGCGAUCGAAAGUGGCAUCACGGAGGAUCCACGGAAGGAGAGGGCGGUCAAGGACAAGAUGUUCGCGGAACUGGCGGACAAUAAUGAUUGGUAGAGAGUGGAGGCAAAGUUUUUCAUUUAGCUCAACCAAACACAUUUGUACUCGAUUGCAAUAAAACAUAUUUUUUACAUUAA